GUUGAAUGUAUCUUCAUUCAAACUCCAGUAACAUGCAACGUUUGACUCCAGCCCUCCUCACAAUCCUAUGGCUUCUAGCGUGGCACGGCGGGACUCAAGCCAGUUCCAGAGUCCCUUCCUUUGGGGUGAAGCUAUGUGGGAGAGAGUUCAUACGUGCUGUGAUUUUCACCUGCGGUGGAUCCAGGUGGAGACGAAAUGAGGCUCUGCAAACAGGUGAGUGCAGUCCCUUUUAAUUUUAUUUAUGAACGUAUCCCUUCAGCACCCACAAAAUAUUCAACUUAAUAAAGUAUAAAAAAAUACAAUUUAUAUGUUAAGUUUACAUGUAAUUAAAAAAAAGCUUAAGUAGACUUAAAAUAUCUGUAACGGUGAAUUUCAAUCUUCUUGUUCUGAAACUUUUAUUUUGGAAUCCCAGGUAUACGUCCUCCUAUUUCCUGAUUUGUUUACCAGUUAUAAACAUGUUAUAAAAUUUUACAAAGACACGCAAUGAGCAGCAAUAUAGCACUUUUUUUUCUUCUAAAUAGGUCUGUGUGGUGCCUAAACUCUAGGGCAAUGAUGACUCAGUGUUGCACCCACAAUAUUGCUCAGAUAUAUUUUUCAUGAUGCUAGGACAGAGUUGACUUGGCAUUAUGGGAAAUGACAUCCCUAAGGCAGCAUUGUCUUAAAUCUACUCAACCAUUAUACCAAAAUGUAUUGAGCAUAGGAGCAUCAUCAGGGUACUCCACACAGCUUUGCCUGUUAGUGAAUUCAGGAACAAUGCUCUAGACGGGUCUUUCACUAAGAUGUUUGUUGUUGUGAGAGUAAAAUCAACUUACAAAGUUAAGACCAUAAAAACAAAGAGAGUUUUGCCAAUUGUUGGCUUUGUAUCUAAUUAAUGUACUACUCUUUGUUAACGUGAUCAGUGUUUACAGUUGGACCAUAAUAUUGUUGAGUACUGCUUGAUUAUUUUACAGACAGGUAAUGUUACUUACAGUAGCUGAUCAGGUGCAUGUUAUUGGAACCCUGUGGAUCUAUGAAAUCUGUUUAUAUCUGAUAGGAAAUUGGGGAUUUUUAUGAACAGGCGUAGCUUGCAAAGGCAACAAAUUACUCAUGUACCCCUCAUAAUAGCCCACUUGUACUCACUUCCAUCUAACCAGCCACUCCUUUCAUAUUAUCCCAGCAGUAACCACAAUCAUUUCUUCUUAGGAUGCUUCGGACAAACUCUUACUAACAACCCUCAGCAUCAACGCCCUUCCAUCUUUGUGUCCUAAUCUUUGUUCCGAGUGUCUGUUUCUCUCUCUCCUUUAUUUCAACACCUGUAUCCCAGUCUCCAUCUUAAUUUCCCUACACACACCCAUAAGCACACCUCUCUAGGAUCCCUUCAUCCUAGGACCACCUCCCUCAUCCUUUAAUCUACGUACCUUCAAACACCCAAGCAUUUACCCUAGUACCCCUUUUACCCACUAACCACCAAACACUUUAUCCUGGGAACCAUCUCUCCUCUAGCACCCGAUCCCUUUAUCUUAAGGCCUCUUUCCCUCAGACAUAUAACCCUCCAGUACCCACUAAUUCAUCUUAGAAUUCUCUCUCAGUGCCCAUGGUUUUGUCUUCGGGCCCUCAUCUUCACAUCCACCACCAAUUCCUUCCAUCUUAAGAUGUCCUUUCAUUUCAGCACCCACUGUCUUCAUUUUACUCCAGCCCUGCAUUAAUGGUCCUCUUUCAACCCCAGCACGCACUGAUCCCCAACUGCAUAGGUGGUAUAUCUAUUAUUAUAUCCUUAAUCAUAGGUCAAUCUAGCCAGCAUCAUCCAUGGUGCACUGCAGGUGACCAGCAAAGAAACAUUAGCAGGAGCAAAGCCCGAUUAGUAUCAAGAUCAUCUUGUAACCGUCAAAGCCUUGACGAGAUGACCAUAACCCUAACAGUGAAUGUAAGGAGCACCCACUUAUUAUUAUCACACACACAGCAGGACAAGGCCAAAUGCCAUUCUAGCCUCCAUCCCAUUUUACAAAGGUCCCAGAGACCCCUCACAAUUUUGAGAGAUAUAUACUACGUAAAAUUAUUUUACAUUGUAAGCUUGUUUGGCCAGGACCCUCUUCACCUACCGUUCCUGUAUAUCAAGAGUGUUGUGUUAGAAUUAAUUGUUUGUCCUGCUUUACCUAUUGUACAGAGCUGUGGAAUAUGUGAGCACUAUAUCACUAAUUGUAAUUAUAAUAAUUCUCAAUUUGUUGUAAUUGUCUAAAUAUUUUUUUAUAUACGCUUCUGCAGACACACACUUUAUCACAAAACACCAUUAUGCACAUGUGGAUAUUGAUAAAAAAAUAAUAAUAUAUAUAUAUAUAUAUAUAUAUAUAUAUAUUGAACUAAUUCUGUAUGUAUAAUGUAUUAUUAAUACAUUCCACAGUGAUGGCUCCACUUUUGGAACUUUUCCCCAGAAUUGCUAUUUAUACAUAACAAUGGUGAUUUCUUAAACUAUGGUUCUAGUUGUAGAAGAUGGUAUAACUUAAUGCACGUUAAUGCAUCAUAUGUUUUAUAACUAAUUAUAUAUUCAUACUUCAGGUAUUAAUACUGAUUUUCAUAGGGAAACUGACAUAACUUUACAUUACUUUCUGAGAUAUCUUAUUCCCUUAAACCAGUGCUUUUGAAAAAAUGUAUAAAAGUAAAAAGUACAUUCCAGGUUGCAGUUGUUCACUUUUCCAUAUUUUAUUAAAAUUAAUUAUAUGGAUAACACACAAAAAAAAUGCAAAAAAAGACUACUUAACUUUGAAGUUCCUUUAUUUAUAGAAAAUCCCCAACCUGUAGAUUUAUGUGUCCAAUAUGGUUAGGGUUAUAGGCACACACUAAGCACCAAAACUACUACAUCUUAAUGUUGUGGUGAUGGUGGGAAAUAUAACAUAUCCCAACAGUCUGGCAAAUGUUUGUGAGAAUCUUUACAUCUGCAAGAGAACACACAUCUAGCGAAUGUCAGACUGCCACUAAAAAUGUAGACCUUUAAAAAUCAAAGGUUUUCAUGCCCGGCCUUUUGACAUUGAGCGCUGGUAAUUUUUGUUGAUAGAGAAGCAUUGGGAUAAUUGUCAGAGUGCACAUUUGCUGCACAUGCAGGUAGGUCACUAGUGUUUUCCCAUGAGAAACGUUGGAUUGGACCAGAGAUCAUCAGAAUUAUCUUACAGCGGAUGGAGAAUCUUCCACGACAAGACCGGGGCUACGUUUUUUAUUUUCACCAUAGGGGAAAAUCCUAAAAGUUAAAAGGAGGACUCGAGAGUUAGGAGUACCCCAAUGUACCCCACAAUCUAAAUUUGUAUAAUUACAGUUCAAGGUGCUCUGAUGUAAUAACACACCAAGCUAUUACAGCACUCUGCUCUUAUAAAUGCCCCUAUAUUAUAUUCUUAUAUUAUAUCCAUAUUAUUAAUGAAACUCGCUAUUUUAAUAUCCACUUAUUUAAUGUCUCCUGGUCUUCUGUGUACAUAUUCUCAGAAGGGUCCGUUAACAAAGAUUGUUCCUACUUUUCUUAAUAAUCUGGCAUAAACAAAUAGAGUCAAUGAUUCUGCAAAACACAUUUAAAGGGAUAUUCCAAGCACCACAACCACGUCAAUGAUUGGAAGUGGCUAUGGUGUCUCUACUCUCUAUGUGUAGCUUUUCGCUUUGGAACAGUGCACAUGCAGAGUUUAACCCCUUUGGUUAACUCCACCUCUCGCAACAUUAUAGUGGUGUCAUUAGCCAGUCCUGAGUUUUAGUGCACUCCUGUGAAACAAGCAGAGGCCUCUACCACCUCUGCCUAAACCCAGCCCUCUGAAACAGUCUCUUUGGUAGUGUUUGUGAGCGUCAUGAGUGUGUUAGUGUGUAAUUUGUAACCCCCUUCUUGCUCUCUUUUUAGGGGACCCAGCAGAGAUCUUCGGCAGCCUGGUCCAGAGUGAUGUGGAGUCUGAGGAAGAAGACAUUUUCAGCGAUUGGCAAGGCAGCCUGAGACCUCACCACAGUGAAAUAAUGGACUAUGGAAAUCCCCAGAGUUGGAGGGACCCCUCGGGAGGCCGGCGUGGUGCAGCAGCAUCUGAGGAUGCCCUGAGAGGGGUGGAAAGGAGAGGGAGGGAGGCAGCACUGGGCUUGUCUAACACAUGUUGUAAAUGGGGGUGUAGUAAGAGUCAGAUCAGCUCCUUGUGUUAAAAAAAAAACAUUUUGGGGCAUGGGGAGUGGGGUGGGCAGGGUCGGUGUUAUUGUUUGCUAUGAAAUAAA
This is a messenger RNA of Pelobates cultripes (western spadefoot toad), 4203 nucleotides long. Lineage: Eukaryota; Metazoa; Chordata; Amphibia; Anura; Pelobatidae. The record is from the annotation of a GenBank genome assembly.